AUGAGGUACGUUUUCUUCGACACAAAGGAACAAUCAGUUCCCAUAGGUUACAUUACUCCCAAAUUCCCAUCCUUAUACUGGCCAAUAGGUUUCGAUGAAAGUUUCGAUAACGCGUUUCUCUACAGCGUAGUUGACAUAUGGAAAUUCACACUAUAUUGGUCUCUAAUAUUCAAUGGUGCUUUCUAUGUGUCUGCAGGAGCCGUAGCUUGUUUGACAACGAAAAAAAAAUCACGAUCGUUACUAAUCUUCGCCACAUAUACAGUAUUCGGUGGACUCCAAGGUGUCAUUGUUGGGACAGUGAUGGGAUUCCUAGUCGGCACCAUAUACAGAGCAGGUCUUUUUGGUAUGUCAUGUUGGAUCCCAAUGUGUUGCGCUGUGGCCCAAAUCUUAUACGAUGUGCUGGUAAGCUACUCCACCGUUGGUAGAAUAAUGUGA
This is a messenger RNA of Kazachstania africana CBS 2517, 435 nucleotides long. RefSeq names its product May24p (gene MAY24). Bases 1 to 435 code for a protein of 144 amino acids. The record is from RefSeq and is a predicted model, not a curated record. The transcript is spliced from 2 exons. Lineage: Eukaryota; Fungi; Ascomycota; Saccharomycetes; Saccharomycetales; Saccharomycetaceae.